AUGUCUGUUCCAGUCGGCAUCACCGUCCCCAAGCUCCUGCCCAUCACAGGCACCUUUGCUCCAGCAUUCGGGGCCUAUUUUGUCCUCCUCGGCCUCCGUGUCAGUCUUGCCCGCCAGUCCACCCACACGCUUCUGGGCGACCGAACUGCACCUGAGAAGGCCGCCUCCGAUCCCAAACCCAAGCCUUUAUCCACCGACCAACUCCUCAUAGCGACGCGGGCGCAUGCCAAUUUCGUCGAGAACGUGCCCUUGGCUCUGCUGGUGGCAGCGUUGGUCGAACUCAAUGGUGGGGACCGACGUAUCUUGACCGGUUCCUUGGCCACGCUGCUCUUUCUCCGUAUCGCCCAUGUCGAGUUGGGCUUGAGGGCCAAGAAUGCGCUGGGCUUGGGCCGACCGGUUGGGACUUUGGGCACUUGGGGCUUCAUCGCUGGGAUGAGUUCCUAUGCGGCUUGGUUGGUCAAGAGCUAUUGGGGAUUCUAG
Molecule: messenger RNA, 480 nt
Organism: Capronia epimyces CBS 606.96
Lineage: Eukaryota; Fungi; Ascomycota; Eurotiomycetes; Chaetothyriales; Herpotrichiellaceae
Exons: 3
Coding region: 1-480 (159 amino acids)
Cellular component (GO): membrane
Source: RefSeq, a predicted model, not a curated record